GAAAAACAUCCUUUAUCCAAUUGUAAUCAUUUGCCAUUUAAACAAUUAAAUUAGUAAAAAUAUCAUAUUUAUUAUAAAAAGUAUCAAAAUGCUCUUUUUUUAUUAUUUAUGGUUAAAUACUGAAAGGAAUAUGAUCAGAAUAUAUUUUUUGACUAUUAUUUUAUAAAUUUACUUUGUAUUAAUACGAUGCAUUUUCUAUAUUGGCGAAAUCGAUAAAAGUUAUUAAAUUUCUUUUAGAUAUUUCAUACAUUUAGCUAUAUAUAUUCAUUAUUUGAGGUGUAAAAGGUCUCAAAAUUUGAUUUUUAUCGAAAAUAAUUUACUAUAAUUAUUAUAUUGUCUCUAUUCUUGAUUAGAAAUAUUAAAAAUUUUCAUUUUCUUCUAUUAUUUUUAUAUCUAAAUGUCUUAAAGUACAUAUUAAUUCAUAAAGAAGAAAAUCGUAUAAAGAUAAGCUAUUAUCUUCACAUAAAAAAGAAAAUUUAUGAAUAUAAUUAUUUAUUGUUUUUAAUAUAGUUUCAUCAUAUUAUUUAAUUUUUAUAUCUUCUAUACUUUUUAUUAUCAAUUCGCUAAUUUAAGGUGUUUUAUUAUUUAAAAGAGGCUAGUUUGAGAAUAGAUUUUGGUAGUUUUUGAAUAAAUAUUCAACUAUUACCUUAUGAGAAGUU
Messenger RNA from Ichthyophthirius multifiliis, 659 nucleotides. RefSeq lists its product as hypothetical. The transcript has a single exon. The record is from RefSeq and is a predicted model, not a curated record. Lineage: Eukaryota; Ciliophora; Oligohymenophorea; Hymenostomatida.